GAGGAGACACCUAGUGGCAACUCCUCCAACCAGUCAGUCCCCCGGAGGUACCUUGAGUGAGUGGGUGCGUCGAGUGGUGUGCUGUGAAAAAUAGCUUGGUAAAUUUGUUCUUCGGGUCUGAUCUGGUUGGAUUUUGCGUGUAACGUUAGAAAACAAGAUCAGAGAAUCCUUGUAAGAAUGAGCAAACGGUGCGCACGGUGUGAGAAGGCGGUGUACCCGCUGGAAGAACUGAAAUGCCUCGACAAGAUCUGGCACAAAGGAUGCUUCAAAUGCCAGGAAUGCGGAAUGACCCUCAGCAUGAAGACCUACAAGGGAUUCAACAAGCUGCCGUACUGCGAGGCGCACAUCCCGAAGGCCAAGGCGACCACGGUGGCUGAGACUCCCGAGAUGCGACGCCUUGCCGAGAACACCAAGAUCCAGUCUAAUGUGCAGUACCAUGCUGACUUUGAGAAAAACAAGGCCAAGUUUACCCAGGUUGCAGAUGAUCCUGAGACACAACGACUUAAGAAGAAUACUCAGAUCAUCAGCAAUGUAGUGUAUCAUGGUGAGAUGGCAAAAAAGUCUGAAAUGGAACGCAAACGUGCUGAGCCUAACGACGAGGAUGAAGAGUGGUCCUCCUGGCAUGACUCAGUUGGUGGAGGCAACACCACAGCCACUGCAUCUGUCCACCAAUCCAAAGCUUCUCACUUGCAGCAUGACACUGAUGAUGAUCAUGCUUAUGAUUAUGACCAGGAUAUAUCUGAACCUUCCUCAAAUAUGCACCAUUCCCAGCACCAACACCGAUCCUAUCACCAUCAGUAUUCUCCCAGUUCCUCAGCUUAUUCCAGCAAACAUUCAAGAGCCCGUAGCAUUUCUCCCCAUUACAGUGACCGUUACACUGAUCCCCACACAUACAGCUCAUCACCCUCUUCUGAUCCCCACACUUACCGCGCAUCACCCUCUGCUGACCCCCGCACUUAUGGCUCAUCGCCCUCUGCUGAUCCUCAAAUUUACCGCAGAUCUUCCUCUCCCUCCCAAGCUCUGACUUCUGGUGCUUACUACCCUCCAGAAUAUAUUGAGGAUGACAGAUAUUAUCCUGAAACUAACUCAUCGGGUGGAUAUAUUGAUCCUAAUAACCGUUAUUCAGCACAGCCCACUGUAGGGCCAAGUGGGUCCCCUCACACCACUAACAGAUAUUACUCAACUAACAACUACUAUGCAACUGGGGCUCCCCCGCCUCGUGAGGAUGACAUGCGGCAACAAGAACAACUCCACCACCAAAUGCAGCAGCAGCAGCAGCAGCAGCAACAGCAACAGCAGCAGCACCAGCAACAGCAUCAGCAACAACAAAAACAACAGCAGCUUCAAAAACACCAUCAGCAGCUCCCACAACAGCAUCAGCAACAAUAUACUUCCCCUCACCAACAGCAAUACAGUGGACCUCCCCCAUCCUCUCAACACCGCCAUCCUUCUCAGCCUUCCUCCACAUCCUUCCUCCACCACCAACAGCCUUACCAGCAGCAUCCACAUAAACAGCAGCUUCCUCCCACCUCCUCUUAUCAUCACCACCCUGCUCCUCAGAACAUGUAUCAUGAUGCAAACCACAACUCACCCUACUCGUCCCGCACCUCCCAGACUCUCAUCUACUCCAGUCAGACUGGCCCAGUGCAUCAACAACCCACUCGCCGUGUGGGCAGUAUAGCAGACUAUGACCCUGUAAAUGAGCAGUAUGGAUCCAUUAGUCAACAUAAUGCCAACCCAGCUGGUGGAGGCUACAGACAAGAGACUACAUACCAGGUACAACGGACCAACUUGUAUGGAGACCAGAACAUGGGUCAGCAGCCUCCCCCUUCUCAGAUGAAUUCCAACGCCACCCAUCACAAAGUCACAGCACCACCCACACAGCUCGGGCGCUGUUACCGAGCCAUGUAUGACUAUGAAGCAGCAGACACUGAUGAGGUGAGCUUCAAGGAUGGAGAUCUCAUCAUCAACUGCACUGCCAUUGAUGAGGGCUGGAUGACUGGUACUAUUCAGAGGACUGGUGUCACUGGAAUGCUGCCUGCUAACUAUGUGGAGCGUGUGAGCUGAAUCCAUCUUAUGCAGAGAACUGAAUGAGAUGGGGUCUUCCUGAGCUUUAAGGCAGCAAUCCCCAUAAGACCAAAAGAUUGUAAAUCAUUCCUUUAAUUUGUUUGCCAAAAUCUUUGCAAUCUUACUAUUUAAUGAUAAUUUCACAUGUAAUCUUCAGCAGUAAGCUAUUUAUUGAACAAACUAAAGAACAGCAGGUUAAUGUAUCUUUAAAUUUGAUGGCAAUUUUGGAAUCCUUUGUAAAUUUAUUAAUGAACUACCUAAACAAUUAAAUGCAAUAUAUAUUGUCAAUGAGAUUCUCCCACCCCAUACACUUACAAAUUUUUUUCCAUUUGCAAAAUGGAAACAAAUAUUGUUCCAAGUUGUAAAUACCAAAUUUCAUAGAUAUCAUUUAUAUGUAUACACAAAUAUAACACUUCAAUGUCUUUAAUAUUACUGUUCUUUAACUAUCAUAACCGCCAUUUGUUGCCUUGAUCUUCAUUACACUGGAUUUAGGUUUUGCAUCCGCAUGUUGUUUAAGAAUAUCACAAAACCUGUAAAGCAUUACUUCUAUCUUCCUGUCUGUGUUCACACAUGUAUUAUGUCUACCACUUAUGAUUUUUUCUUUUUAUUAUAUAAUCAAGGAAUAUAACCCAUUUUUCAUUUUUGCAUGUCUCUUCUGAAAGGCUUUUAUAUUUUUGAGUUCAUUUUACUUACAUGAUAGCUUAUAAUAUUAAUAUAAGUUGAGCAAGCCAAGAUUGGCUAGGAAUCAGAACUGCUUGUGAUGUGGAACAUGAACUGAACAUGGGAAUAGAUGCUGUAAGUAUAAGUCCUGAAGCUAAGGUUGGGGCAACAGUUUCUGUAUUCAUUUUGUACAUAUAUCAUUUGUGUUGUAGAGCCCCACAAGUUCCUUCAUGAUGAAUGUUUAACAUGUAUAAAGCCAUAUUAAAUGAUAGUUAUAUGCUUUAAAAACAAUAUUUGAAUAAAAUAAAGGUUGCUCUUCAGAAUAAAGCCAGGUCGUUAGAUUAUGACACUGUAAGAAUCUGUGAGAUGAAUGCCUUAUAUCUACAAAAAUUUCAGUUGGAUGCACCACUUUUAUGGAUUAGAAUCAUCUGGUUGUAGACGUACCAUAGAGAUUUAAGAGAGACAUUUUGAAAUUGGAAGGAAGUUUAUAAUUUGAUUAACAGAAAGUAUUUCUAAUUGUAAUUGUUAUAGGAGGUACUGGGAAACUUUAUGUAAACACUGACAUAGAGAACUACAAGAUCUUAAUCAUGAGGUAUUAGUUGCAAAAAUAAAUAAAAAUCUUUCAUUCACUAAUUUAGUUACAAAAAUGCAUGUAAUUUUGCAUGCCAAUCUAAUUUAAGUAUGAUUUUCAGCUUCAAAGCAAAAGAAAUUAAAUUUUCAAGAUAUCAUAAAUGUUGGACUAUAGAUGCAAGUCCCUUGGCAAUACAUGUUUCAUUAGGUAGCAUACCUUGUACAGUAGUCUAUAGGUGAAUUAUAUUCAUACAAAUCCCUAGAAAUUAUUUGCACAUGUGCUGGGUUUCAGGAUGACAGGUCAAGAAUAAAGAUGAAGUUACUUCUUUCAUAAGUUACCUAUUAAAAAAAUCCAAGAAUUUUUCUUCAUGAAUUCCAAAGCUUUCACACACACACACACACACACACACACACACACACACACACACACACACACACACACACACACACACACACACACACACACACACACACA
Messenger RNA from Scylla paramamosain (green mud crab), 3772 nucleotides. Its product is annotated as LIM and SH3 domain protein 1-like. The transcript has 10 exons. Gene Ontology annotation, cellular component: focal adhesion. The record is from RefSeq and is a predicted model, not a curated record. The coding region runs from base 178 to 2067 and encodes 629 amino acids. Gene Ontology annotation, molecular function: actin filament binding. Lineage: Eukaryota; Metazoa; Arthropoda; Malacostraca; Decapoda; Portunidae.